Chelmon rostratus (copperband butterflyfish) is the source of this 2391-nucleotide messenger RNA. It is a transcript of the gene selenop, whose product is annotated as selenoprotein P. NCBI's taxonomy places the organism in Eukaryota, Metazoa, Chordata, Actinopteri, Chaetodontiformes, Chaetodontidae. The record is from RefSeq and is a predicted model, not a curated record. Gene Ontology annotation, cellular component: extracellular region. Gene Ontology annotation, biological process: selenium compound metabolic process. Gene Ontology annotation, molecular function: selenium binding. The transcript is spliced from 5 exons.
GCAGAGUAUAAAAGGGGGGAGCAGGGAAGGAAGAGACUUGUUUUUGUUCGAGGAGUUGCAGCAAAGCAGAGCCGAGCAGAGAGAAGGAAGCUUUUUUAACCAAAGGACUGGGGCAGUGAGGAGGCACAGCAGGGAUGUGGGCGUGCCUCAGCCUGCUCGUCACUCUCUGCCUGCUCCACGGGGGCGGUGCAGAGAAUGAUGGGGGUGGGCCCCGCUGUCAGCUGCCGCCAGCCUGGAAUAUAGGGGAGGUGGAGCCAAUGAAGGGGGCGAUGGGCCAGGUGACGGUGGUGGCCCUUUUCCAGGCCAGCUGAUUGUUCUGCUUGGUGCAGGCUUCCAGAAUGGACGGCCUGCGCCAGAAGCUGGAGAGUCAGGGUCUGAAGGAUGUGGUCUACAUGGUCAUUAACCACCAGGGGGAGCAAUCACAGCGCCUGCACCCAUUGCUGGCACAGAAGCUAUCAGAGAACAUCACGCUGUACAAACAGGAUGAGCAACAGCCUGAUGUCUGGCAGACACUGAGCGGAGAGAAAGAUGACUUUCUCAUUUACGACAGGUGUGGCCGUCUCACUCACCACAUUUCACUUCCAUACACCAUCAUUGGACAAGGCCACGUUGAGACUGCCAUCAAAGAUACCUACUGCAAACGCAUCUGUGGCGAGUGCACACAUGAGAGUGCUGAGAGCCCAGAGGAGUGCAAAGAGAAACCACCUGCACAGCCUGACGCAGAUGGGAUCCCACCUGUAGAGGAAGACACUGGACAUGGUCACCAUCAUGGACAUCACCACGGUCAUCACCAUGGUCAUCACCACCAAGGGGAUAAUCAUGGUUUUCACCCCCAUGGCUUUGGCCAUGGCCAUGGUCACAACCAUGGUCAUCACCAUGGAAAUCACAAUGGCCAUGGCAGUGACCAUGGGCAAAGUCAAAUUCAGCCAGGGCACGGGCAAGAUGGUAGUGUAUCUCAAAGGCAAGAUCAUUUAGAUUUAAGCCAGGUGCAGCAAGCAGUUCACAUGCACCAGGAGGCCCAUGGAGCCCCUGUGAGGCCGUGAGCACCAGAGAAGUCCAGGUGAAAGUCAAAGUACAGCUGACAGUGGGCAGCAGGCUCUGACAAUGAAGCCUCUCCCAAGGCCAGCUGAUGCUGACACUGACGCAGGCUGUUUGGCGAUGCAGGGAGCGAGCAGCCGGUCGGUCUCUGACACUGUGAUGAGGCGCUGCCCGCCUCCUGACAGUGACACGGACUGAUAGGCGAAGCAGCCAGUAAUGUUAGGGAGACCUGACAGUGACGCUUGCCUCCUGCUGACUGACAGCAGCCUCGGCCAGCCCAAUGAGCCUGACCCCAAGGUGAAAGCUGAGGAUGAGAGCAGCUGUAAGCUGGCUCUGAUACCAGCCUCAUGUUAAUAUCAGCCACAAACACCAGGGGCCAAGCGCUCUUUUUACCAACAAGUAUUACCCUGGGAGAGGGCAGGGCAAUCCCUGACAGCAUGGGAUAUAUGAAGAGGUCCAACAUCUCGGUGACAAAGACAAAAUGAGGUAGAAAAACAAACCAACCAUGAAUUAGCAGCUUGUUAACCUGUUACAUUUGGCACAGAUAUGCAAAUAAUUUGUCACCUUUCACCUGCCUCUGUCAGAGGGUUGCUCUCACUCUCUCUCAGGAGUGUAUGUGGUUGUCAUGUUCAUAAACUGCCUCCUCCACUUUGCUCUCUCCAACCUUUAUGAAACCAGGCGCAGAAACUAUGUUCUAGUGGUGUCUGUUUGAAGUCAGGCAGGAGAGGGAGGAGAGGGUAGUUCAGGAGCAUGACAAACACUUAAAACAUUUCAAAGUCCAGUAUCAAAGGAUAUUGGAGGGAACAUCAAAAACAAGACAGAAUCUGCAAAUACUGCAACAAACAAAUGAUUUAUUACCUGAAAUCAGUUUUUGGGGAAACCUGAAAAGCACAGGCCCAUUACUGGGGAAGUUGAAAAAGCACAUGUAAAAGCAGUAACUGCCACAAAUGACUUUAUUUUUUUUGUUUUGCACUGAAAGUCCACAAGCUUAAACAUAUAUCAGGUGUGUCUUUUACCACUUUCGCAUUUUAAAUGUAUUUGGCAUUCCUAUAUAUGCUUUUCUUUGCAUUCUCUGGACUCACUAUGUAGGUUGUAAAUUGCACACAUUUAUAAGUCUUGCUUACAAAAAAAAUCACACAAGGCUCUAUUGUUCAGAAAAAGGUUGGAGGGGAAAAGAGAGCGAAUCAAUGAAGGACUGUUGGAAUACACUCUGUACUUAAUGAUGGCUUCUGCGGGAAGAUAACAGUCACCCUGAAAGCCUGAUGCUUGCACACAGAACUGUAUUGUGUUCAGGUUGUCAAACAUGCAAAGUGAGAGUUGAAUAAAGAUGGUGGAGUUGCUUUUUUUAGUUUA